Molecule: messenger RNA, 1212 nt
Organism: Phlebotomus argentipes
Lineage: Eukaryota; Metazoa; Arthropoda; Insecta; Diptera; Psychodidae
Exons: 5
Coding region: 1-1212 (403 amino acids)
Biological process (GO): sensory perception of taste
Cellular component (GO): axon; dendrite; membrane
Source: RefSeq, a predicted model, not a curated record
AUGGCUAAAUCAAUCGAGAGUGUCUUCGAAGUGACGCUUCCAAUGAGAAUUUUCUGCAAAGCUUUUGGCUUUCAACUCUUCACAGUGUUCAAAAGUGAGAAGGAAAGUCAGAAGAUCAAGGCAUCCUCAAUAGAUAUCAUUUGCGGCAUUUUCUCAUUCACUUGCUAUGCUGUGGUUUUGGGAGUGAAUAUCAAGUGGGAUAUCUAUGACGGAUACACUUCUUCGCUCAGCAUGAACUUGAUCAGCAGAUGCAUCGCAAUAUAUGGCUCUCUGGUUCAAGCUGUUGGCGUUCUUAUCAACAUCUACUUCAGGAAGUGCAAUUUGAGGCUGCUGCAAAACCUCCACAAAUGCGAUUCCAUUAUGCGCAUCCACAAUAUCGAUCAGAAUUUUGCUCGUCAAUACAGAGUUAUCCUGCGCGGUGUGAUUGGAUUCGUGGGUCUAAUGAUGUUGUUGGCCAUCACGACCCUUCUUCUACAUGGCGAUGUUGCUGGCAUGAGUGCAAUGCGCCACUUGUGCCACACAAAUGCCUUUGUCAUCACCAUUUCUUACGUGGCUUUUAUGCUUCAAUUCAUCUUCACGCUGAUGGUAAUUCGAUGGCGCUUCUCCACCCUCAAUAACGCUUUUCGGAAACGCUUCAGCUUGGGAAGAGUGCAGGAAUUCUCCGUGAGAAAAGUGGAUGCUCUCAAGCUGUUUUGGAAGGAAAACGCUGUUUUCAUCACGGAUCUGUCCAUAAUGCACGAUUUACUCACAGAUUCCGUCAGUCUUCUUAACUCUUGCUUCUCUGUUCAGGCAAUGUGUUGGAUUUGUGCCAGUUUUGGCUUAAAUGUUCUAGGCUUCUACACAUUCUAUCGUUGUAUCGUGCAGAAUCGCUGGGAUGAACUUCUGAUAACUGCAAUCUAUGCAAUUUGGCAAUCUUAUGACUAUAUGUUUGUGCUUCUGGCCAUUAAGGAAGGAAGCAACAUAACUCGACAGAGUCGCAAGAUGGCAAUUUUGAUCCACAAAGCCAUCAAUAAACACAUGGAUUCGCCUCCGCUCACUGAGAAGCUUAAAUUGCUCUCUCAACAACUUCUACACAGACGUCCGGAAGUCUCUUGUGGAUUUUUCACCUUUGAUUGGCCUUUUGUCGCCGCGACUGUUGGCGCCAUGUCGAUGUAUCUUACAAUCAUGAUUCAAUUUGAUGCAACAGCAAGUGCAACAGCGAGCAGUGCUUGA